ACUGUGUGAAACGGGCGGCGGGGAAACGAUGUGCGAGUGAAAAUCGCGGAAAAGUAGGUGGAAGACAGAGAAACCAAGCGUAAAUAAGGGAAGGUAGCCGAAAAAUCGAUUUUUUUAAUGCAGGAUGCUGACAUUUUAAAAGGAUUCUGAAAUUGUAGAGAAGAAACCCUUGAGAUGCCGGAGAACCUGGAGCUGCAGCAGUUUCAGGAGGGCGCCCCGCCUCCAGAUCCCGCCCCCCGUUGGCUGGAGCGCCUGCAGCACCGAUUGGGAGCCAAUUGUCCUUACUUGGGCAUCCUCCUGGCCACGCUCUCCUCGCUCUUCUUCUCGCUGUGCUCGGUGAUUGUCAAGGGCCUGGUGGAUGUGAAUCCCAUGGAGCUGGCCUCGUUUCGCUUCGUGGGCGUCCUGCUGCCGGCGCUUCCCAUCCUGAUCUACACCCGUCAGCCGGUAUUUCCGGAGGGCAAGCGGGUGAUCCUGCUGCUGCGCUGCUUCAUGGGCACCACGGGCCUAAUGCUCAGCUUCUACGCCUUCCGGCACAUGCCCUUGGCGGAUGCGAGUGUCAUUAUCUUCUCCACGCCCGUUUUCGUGGCCAUUUUUGCCAGGGCCUUCCUGAAGGAGCCGUGCACGCUGUUCAAUGUCCUGACCAUCAACAUGACAUUGGCGGGGGUAGUGCUGAUCACAAGGCCACCCUUUCUGUUUGGAGAUUCCGGAGAGAGUGAGGAUGUCUCUGACAAGACGUACGACAUCUGGGGACCCGUGGCCGCCAUUUCAUCCACACUGUUUGGCGCGAACGUAUACAUCCUGCUGCGAGCCCUCAAGAACCUGCACUUCUCCGUGAUCAUGACGAACUUCGGAACCGUUGCCCUGGUCUACACCCUGGUCGUGUGCGGAUCCAUUGGAGCGGUCUGCUGGCCCAGCUGCGGACGGGAUCGCUGGCUGGUCGUGGUCCUGGGCGUGUUCAGCUUCCUGGGCCAGAUCCUGCUCACUUUGUCCCUGCAGAUCGAGCAGGCCGGACCGGUGGCCAUCGCCCGAUGCGCCGACAUCGUGUUCGCCUUCGUCUGGCAGAUGCUCUUCUUCGGCGAGACGCCUACCGCCUACUCCCUGGUGGGUGCCGUCAUGGUGAUGGGAUCCGUGGUCCUGACGGCCCUCAAAAAGUGGGCCGGCACUCUGCCUCGCGAGUCCUCGCUGAGAAAGCGAUUCAAGCUCAUCCUAUUGGAAUAAAAGUUUCACAUCGGUUAAAGAAGUUUGCGGUUUCUCCCCCGUCUUGCCAUCGUUCUCA
Messenger RNA from Drosophila elegans, 1276 nucleotides. Its product is annotated as solute carrier family 35 member G1. Bases 175 to 1218 code for a protein of 347 amino acids. The transcript is spliced from 2 exons. The record is from RefSeq and is a predicted model, not a curated record. Lineage: Eukaryota; Metazoa; Arthropoda; Insecta; Diptera; Drosophilidae. Gene Ontology annotation, cellular component: membrane.